CGUUUCACUACAUGGCACUAACAGGCAGAACCCGUCUGUGGACUUCCAUAAGCUGGAGACAUGGGGAAGAUAUUCUACAUCAGCAUAUCUGUGGCAGUAACCUGUCUGGUUGUAGCCACUGGAGUUUUAGCAAUUAUCAUAGCCCUCUCUGUGAUGUACGCUCAUGAGAGGUCAAGAAAUCUACAAUCACUUCCAACCACUGCUGAACGCAGUUCAACCAGCACUGUUUCCACCACACCAUCUGGACCCAAAGGACCUUGGGAGUACUACAGGCUUCCACAAACCCUCUCUCCUGUCCACUAUAACAUUACCCUAUGGCCCCGGCUAAAGCCCGAUGCAGAUGAUCUGUACAUCUUCACUGGAAACUCCAGGGUGGCUUUCAGAUGUGUGAGCCAGACUGACCUCAUCCUCAUCCACUCCAACAAGUUGAACUUAAGUAUGUUUGAUGGAUUUCACGCCAAACUGAAGGGUUUGGCUGGAGCUGCAGCCCCCACCCUGAAAAAGACCUGGUUGGAGGUUCCCACCCAGUACCUGGUGGUUCACCUCAAUGACCCUUUGCAGCCCGGCAGCGUGUACGAGCUCUACACAGAGUUUGUUGGAGAGCUAUUAGAUGACCUGGGAGGCUUCUACAGGAGUGAAUACUUUGAAGACGGCAUCAAAAAAGUUGUAGCGACAACUCAGAUGCAGCCAACAGAUGCCAGGAAAGCCUUUCCCUGCUUUGAUGAGCCGGCUAUGAAAGCUAUCUUUCACAUGACUCUGAUUCACCCUCAGGGGACUGUGGCUUUAUCUAACGCCAUGAACUAUGACCCUGUCAACAUCACUGUGAAUGGGGAGAGUUUAAUUCAGACCAGCUUUGAACCUACCGAGAUCAUGUCAACCUACUUGUUGGCUUUUGUUGUUUGUGAUUUUGCGUACAUUGGGACAAACCCGGAUGCAGAUGUCUUGAUCAGGAUCUGGGCUCGCAGAAAGGCCACUGAAGAAGGCCAGGGAAAGUACGCAUUGGAGACGACCGGACACAUACUGGGAUUUUAUAAGAACUACUACAACUCUUCUUAUCCUCUCAAAAAGUCAGACCAGAUCGCUCUUUCUGACUUCAGUGCUGGAGCAAUGGAAAACUGGGGAUUGAUCACCUACAGAGAGACAGCACUCCUUUAUAAUCCUGGAGUUUCCUCUAAUGGAGACAAAGAGUGGGUGGCAAUUGUCAUCUCUCAUGAGCUAGCUCACAUGUGGUUUGGAAACUUGGUUACCAUGAGGUGGUGGAAUGACUUAUGGCUCAAUGAAGGAUUUGCUACCUAUGUUUCUUACCUAGGAGCUGAUUAUGCUGAACCCAGCUGGAAUAUGAAAGAUUUAAUCGUUCUGAAUGAGAUUACUGAUGUGAUGGCCAUGGAUGCUUCAGCUCACUCCCACCCCUUGUCUACCAAAGAGGAGGAAAUCCUGAAACCAGAGCAGAUCAGUCAACUAUUUGACGCCAUCACAUACAGCAAGGGUGCAGCAAUCCUCAGAAUGCUCUCAGACUUUAUUACAGAAACAGUCUUUUCUAAAGGACUCCAUACAUAUUUAGAGGAGUUUAAGUAUAACACCACAGGCUACAAAGACCUCUGGAAGCACCUACAAAUGGCAGUUGACAAAGCUGGCAUAUCAUUGCCCCAUUCUGUGGAGGUUAUUAUGAACCGAUGGAUCCUACAAAUGGGCUUCCCAGUGGUCACCAUUGACACCCAGACUGGAAAAAUCACACAGAAACACUUUCUGUUGGAUCCAGAGUCUGUUGUGGACAGACCUUCAGAGUUCAAUUAUGAGUGGUUCGUCCCUGUUACCUGGAUUAAGACUGGUGGUUCUGAACAGCACCAGUCCACCACGUACUGGCUUCUUAACAAGGAAGACACAAACAUGGAACUGGUUCUUGGUGAUGCUGAGUGGUUGGUGGCCAACAUAAACAUGAUGGGUUUCUAUAGAGUCAAUUAUGAUGAAGGAAACUGGGAGCGUCUUAUUGCUAAGCUGAGCUCAAGCCAUCAGGACAUUCCUGUGAUCAACAGAGCUCAGAUUAUUGAUGAUGCCUUUAGUCUUGCAAAGGCAAACAUAGCAAACACAACUCUGGCUCUGAGGACAACUACAUUCCUGAAUAAAGAAGUUGAAUAUAUGCCCUGGCAGACCGCUAGGAAAAACUUGAAUUACUUCUUUCAUAUGUUUGGCUGUAGUGAAGUGUAUGGACCCAUGAAGGCCUAUAUCAGAAAACAGGUCACCCCUCUGUUUCUUUACUACAAGGAUCUCACUCUAAACUGGACAAAGAUCCCAGACAAGCACACAGAUCAAUACAAUCAGAUCAAUGCAAUCUCCUUGGCCUGCAGUACAGGAGUGGAAGGCUGCAGAGAACUGGCAUCUGGCUGGUUUAAAGAGUGGAUGAACAACCCUGCUGUCAACAACAUUAAUGCCAACCUGAAGUCCACAGUGUAUUGCAAUGCAAUUGCAGCAGGUGGAGAUGAAGAGUGGGACUUUGUAUGGAAAAUGUAUAAGAACGCUACCAUUGCUUCAGAGGCAGACAAACUCAUGCAUGCUCUGUCCUGCACCAAGGAGCCCUGGCUGUUAAACAGGUAUCUACAGUAUUGCCUGGAUCCAGAGAAGAUCCGGAAGCAGGAUGUAUCUGUUACUUUUAUUUACAUUGCACAAAACCCUAUUGGGCAACCUCUGGCUUGGGACUUUAUUAGAUCCAACUGGGACUACAUAUUCAAUGAAUAUGGUUGUGGAUCAAUUUCUUUUGGAAGUAUUAUUUAUGGAUUGACUGAACGUUUCUCCUCUGAAUUUGAUUACAAACAGUUGAAGCUGUUCAAAGAAGAGGUCGGAGCACGGCUUGACUCAGCAGCUGCAAUUAUUGAACAUGUGCUGGAGAGAACCAAGGCCAACAUGAACUGGGUGGCCCUGAACAAAAAACCACUGUCUGACUGGCUGAUUAGUCAAACGUCUAAAAUUUUGUAAUCCUAGCCAUUCGGUGCAGAGAUAUAAAACAUGCAACAGAUUGUUCUACAAACUUUUAUCUACUUGAAAGCAAGCAUACUGUAUAUUUGAACUUUGUAUAUCAUUUUCUGAUCAAAUAGGCAUAACUUUAAUGAGACAUUUAGGGGAAAUCUUUUAUGAAAUAAAUGUAUUUGAAAAACUA
This is a messenger RNA of Girardinichthys multiradiatus, 3151 nucleotides long. Its product is annotated as aminopeptidase Ey-like. Gene Ontology annotation, cellular component: cytoplasm. The record is from RefSeq and is a predicted model, not a curated record. NCBI's taxonomy places the organism in Eukaryota, Metazoa, Chordata, Actinopteri, Cyprinodontiformes, Goodeidae. Gene Ontology annotation, molecular function: zinc ion binding; peptide binding; metalloaminopeptidase activity. Bases 61 to 2970 code for a protein of 969 amino acids. Gene Ontology annotation, biological process: proteolysis; peptide catabolic process. The transcript has 21 exons.